Messenger RNA from Chaetomium strumarium, 656 nucleotides. RefSeq lists its product as uncharacterized. Bases 101 to 445 code for a protein of 114 amino acids. NCBI's taxonomy places the organism in Eukaryota, Fungi, Ascomycota, Sordariomycetes, Sordariales, Chaetomiaceae. The transcript has a single exon. The record is from RefSeq and is a predicted model, not a curated record.
AAAGUCGCCCGCCAAGAAGUGGCGUUCCCGGCCUGUGCCAUCCCGAAGGAGCGGGAUAUCGCGUAAGCAGGGCCGUAUACGAACCUGGGAUGGGAGACACAUGCUGAGAAUACACCGGCACCGGCCACGGAUAUUCGGGCGCCCCCUGCUGUCGGCGCCUGCCUUUGCAUGGUUGCUGCAGCACGCCGUAUUGCUCCCAUCCGGUAGGUCUCAGACAGAGCGAGCGUACCGCCGCUGCAGCAUGCGUACGAGACUUCCAGGACAACUGAGAACAAUGCCCCGCAUACUGUGGCAUAUCGGCCGGCCGGCCGGCAGCCGCAAAUUCAGGGCGCCAACGUUCGUCGUCACCUCAGCCUUGGACGAACGUCGUUGUCUUGGCAUGCGGCUUGCUUCUGGGCGGCUGUUCACUUGCUUGCUUCGGCCUCGGCUUGGCUCAGGUGACUGACUGGCCAUCAAAAUCGGUUCCAGACUUCCCAGAUCUGCGGUAUCGGCCGGGGGAACAAAUGCCUGCUGUGUGGCCCCCUGAGAGGCUUGGGGGCGCUGCUGACCAGGUGAUGCACCGUGUGUAACCUGGAAAUCGGGAUAUUUGGCGACUUCAUGGGGAAGGAGGGGUGUGUCGUGAGCUUCUGGCUCAAUCCUGCAUCCUGACGUCGCAU